This is a messenger RNA of Daldinia caldariorum, 1912 nucleotides long. Its product is annotated as MFS general substrate transporter. The transcript is spliced from 9 exons. Gene Ontology annotation, molecular function: transmembrane transporter activity. The coding region runs from base 388 to 1809 and encodes 473 amino acids. The record is from RefSeq and is a predicted model, not a curated record. Gene Ontology annotation, biological process: transmembrane transport. Lineage: Eukaryota; Fungi; Ascomycota; Sordariomycetes; Xylariales; Hypoxylaceae.
AGACGUUUGACAAGUCCGUUGACGCCCAAUCGUUGGUACAAUAUCAAGCUGCCUUGGCUAGCCGUGACCCCGUGGACCCCGUGGGGCGGUUAACUCGAGAGUCGGGACCGGGGUGGCCACCGGUCUGGGUAGUUGGUGUAAUGCCUAGGAAGCAUUUACUUAUCGCUAGUUUCUAUUAUUCCCGGCCGCCUUUUACAUAAUAAAGGGCAUCAAAAGAUAAAAUUUUCGAAAAGAUAUAAUACGCCUACGUGUGAACCUCCCAUCGCGGCUGUGGCAAUAUCUGCUGAGAUAUAUAUGCUUAAUGAUAUAUAUAACUAGGUGCUUCUUAAUGCUAACAUCAAUAGCUAUACAAAAUACAUUUUAUUACCUUCGAUAUUGCUAUUUACCAUGACCAUACGCAAUCACGAUCCAGUCAAUACAAACGUCGAGGCGCAAGAUCCUCAACCGCAAGAAGCAGAAUUCAAGGAGGGUGGUUAUGGCUGGGUGGUCAUUUUCGGCGUAUUCAUACUUAACGCCCAUACUUGGGGUUUCAUCUCUAGUUUUGCUGUAUUCCUCGCUUAUUACCUUAGGUCUGGUACAUUUGGAGCAAGCCAACUUGGGUACGCUUUUGUAGGCGGCCUAUCUAUCUCAAUCGCUCUGUUAGCUUCACCUUUAGCCACCACUUUGGUUGGUUGGAAACGAUGCGGGACGCGACUAACUAUAUUUCUCGGUGCUAUUUUUGAGACGAUUGGCUUCAUCGGCUCAUCAUUUGCCUCAGAGCUAUGGCACCUGAUUCUGAGCCAAGGUGUGUCGUUUGGACUCGGAAUGGGUCUAUGCUUCGUCGCUUCUGCCGCCGUCCCUCCUCAAUGGUUUGUAAAACGCCGAUCCUUCGCUAAUGCGAUCGCCGCUUCGGGAUCGGGCUUCGGCGGUUUAUGCUACUCACUGGCCACCAAUGCUAUGAUCGACAACAUCGGCUUAUCGUGGGCUUUUCGUGUCAUAGCUAUCGUCUGUUUCGUGGCCAACACUAUUGCUAGCUAUCUCAUCCGCGACCGUAAUCAUGCUAUCGGCUCAGUCCAUAUCGCUUUCGACUGGAAGCUUUUCAAGCGACCGGAGUUUCUCCUGUUCCAAGCCUGGAUGGUUCUCUCUAUUCUUGGAUACGUCAUCCUUGUUUUCAGCAUCGUUGACUACUGUCAGACUGUGGGCUUGACGGCUUCCCAAGCUUCUCUAGUAGGAGCGUUAUUUAAUUUGGCUCAAGGGCUGGGACGACCUGCAAUAGGUCUAUCAAGCGACUCGGUUGGGCGUCUCAAUAUCGCCAACCUAUCUACUUUAUUCUGUGGCCUCCUUUGCAUGUUCUUCUGGAUAUUUGGAGCUAAAACCCUAGCUAGUUGCAUAGUAUUUGCUCUCCUCGCCGGCAGCGUUGCCGGCGUCAUGUGGGCCACGGUUGCCCCUAUCUGUGCCGAAGUUGUCGGUCUUGCUCUCAUACCUUCAGCAUUGUCAUUGACUUGGCUCGUGCUAGUCCUACCGGCGACGUUCGCCGAGGUCAUCGGUGUUAGCCUCAGACGGUCUGGCCCAGGGGGCUAUCUCCACGUCCAGCUCUUCACCGCGUUUUGCUACAUUGGCGCCUUUAUAUUCGGUUGGGCCCUUAGAGCUUGGAAGGUCUGGGAGCUGGAACAGGUACAGCUUGAUAAGGAGCAGCGAGAACUUGCCAUUCGCGACGAAGGCCUAUUGUCGUCGGUGAUAGAAAGUCAGUCUCAAAAUGCCGAUUGGCCCGCCCCUCCUCGGCGGCGGUUAUCUAUUCUUAAGGGGCUUUGGGUUAUAGAACGGGUAUAACGUGGUGACUGAAAAUUAUAGUCACUUAGAAGGGAACGUAUGUCUACUACAGGACGUUCCUUUAAAGAAUUACAGGAUAAAUAAACAAAAAAGACUUACCAGG